Messenger RNA from Spirometra erinaceieuropaei, 816 nucleotides. The record is from the annotation of a GenBank genome assembly. NCBI's taxonomy places the organism in Eukaryota, Metazoa, Platyhelminthes, Cestoda, Diphyllobothriidea, Diphyllobothriidae.
AUGCAGGCCUGCUGGCCAACCACUGCUCUCGCUGGUGAUCUUCGUCAGCUCUUCCUCCGCCGAGCAUCUCUAUCUGUAAUUGACUCCUGCCUCAUGUUUGCGGACCGUGUGUUGAUCCCAUCUUCCCUCCGACCCACUGUACUACGCCAGUUCCUUCCCGCUCAUCCUGGUGCCAGCCGAAUGAAGUCUAUUGCUCGCAGUUUUGCUUACUGGCCUGGUAUCGACGGCGACAUCGACGACCUGGUUCGACGCUGUUCUCGAUGUCAGCAAGCUGUCAAGAUGCCGCCUCGUCAACCUCCAAUAGCCUGGCAACUACCGGAGAGGCCUUGGUCACGCGUGCAUAUCGACUUCGCUGGCCCACUUAACGGAGUCUCCUAUCUAAUCUUGGCUGACGCCUACUCGAAGUGGCCCGAGAUUGCUCCGCUGAAUCCAGCGACCACAUUUUCCACUAUCGCCUUCCCACGACGCAUCUUUAGCCAACAUGGCUUACCGAAAGUCCUGGUUUCAGAUAAUGGCUCUCAGUUUACAUCGCCGACAUUUAAGGAUUUCUGUCGCCAGUACAACAUCCAGCAUCUUCGCUCCCCGCCUUACCAUCCUCAGUCUAACGGUCAGGCGGAGCGUUUUGUCGACACGUUUAAGAGAGCCCUCUUGAAAGCUCAUGGGGAGGGGACCACGGACGAGAUAGUCCAGGCGUUCCUGUUUUCCUACAGGACAACACCGAACCCGGCGUCCCAUGGUGGCGUUUCUCCUGUCGAAAUUUUGAUGGGCCGAAAAUCGCGUACAACGUUUCAUGGACUCCUUCCUACCGGUGUGUAG